CAACCGUGCGAUGCACGUGUGAGUAAACAAACACGUGGUGAUGGGUGAUGCGGCCUGCGCGUCGAAAAAGGCGCGGAAGCGAGUUUCCGAGAGUAAGAAUGAGACGCCGACGAAGAAGGCGAGGGUCAACGGGUUGGUCGAGGGAGAUCCUAGACGCGACGUAGACUCGGAAAGUAACGAGAAGAGGAACGAAUUUGACGGACGAUCUCUGAGAGCACUUCUCUCCACCAGCGGGUUGGACGUUCUGAGGAAGUUCGUGACGAUAUGCAACGAGAACAAGGAGAGGGACCUCGCGGCGGAGUAUUUGCUCGCUGGUGGAGAUGUCCUCGAAGUCCUCAAACUAUUAGAUCUCUCUGACAAGAAGAAUAUCAGCAGUGCCAUCACUGUCUUUUCUGCGAUUAAUAUUUUACUCAUGAAAAUCUUGGCGGAGUAUCCUCAAUACCAGAAUAGAGCGGUGGAAGCCUGUCGCCAUCUGUUGAACUCGUACAUGUCUGUUAUACACUCAAUGCUCUCAAUUCAAAGCAAUAUCAAGCAGCGCAAAGUGGUGUUGAGGCUGCUGACAGCAGUAGUAUCUUUGGAUAAUAAUUUAGCCAGAGAGUUACUUGCACAUCUGUCACUGCAACGAAAUGUAUUGGAAAAUCUAACGCAACACAUCAAGCCCACGGAUCCUCAAAAUGUCAGGACAUGUUUCAUCCACUUUAUCCUUGCUUUUCUUGUGGAGAGAGAUUCAGUAGUGAUUAAAACAUUGUUGGAUAAACGUGGUCUACUCUCCUGCAUCUUCUCAGAUUUAUUGUACGAUUCCAAGGACAUUGUUACUCUGAUUCUGACCACUGUAAAGACAUAUGUUUUGGAGAACACUAGCAUUACUAAAACAAUGAAGCUACAUGUAUUUUCUACAUCUGUUGUGUUGAAUCUAGUAUCGUUGUACAACUGGAAAGGCCCAACCAAUUGGCCCAAGAAUAAAACUCGCCAUUCUGACGAGAGCGAAGACUUUCUAGCAGAUAAAGAGAUUGUUAAUGAUGCAAUUCAUGCAUUCUUAAUCAUUCUCUUGACGUCACAUCGUUAUGGAAUCAUCUUUCAUGAUCGAACACUGGGUGGUUCUCGAAAUAAACACAAUCAGCUGGUGCAUACAGUUCUUCAGAAUUUGGAGAAAGCUUGGGAACACGAAAAGCCAUCGGAUCUAGUUAUUAAAAUAAUGGUGGCUUGUCCUGAUCUAAUACGUUCGCAAUAUAAUGUUAUCGAGCCAUUUCUCGAACCUCGCGUGUCACCCAAGUGGAUUUGUCUUCUCAGAUUUAUAAAGAAGGUAAUCGAAUCACUCGAUGCAGUUAGUUGCAUCAAGACAUGUGCUAUGGAAUUAAAUGCAAACAGAUUGAUAAACAAACUAUUGUUUUUGAUAGUCCCAGAUAUAAUUAUAAAAAACGCUGUCUUGCCAGGAUUAAGUCACGACAGCUUGCUUGUCAGACAUGAGAUCUUGUCUCUUCUUUUAGCAAUGACUUGUCAGCUGAAAACCGUUUGCUCCACCUUAAAAGACUUCCACAAAACGUUCGUAGUUCAAAACCAGAUAACGGAUUUCAUUCUGAGGAUUAUUCCCAACUUGGAAGUUAUCUUCAAAGUAUGGAACCAAGCCUUUGAAGCUGAUGCUAAUACGAUAAAUUUGGAAGAUACUGAAAAUAUUCACAAGCCGGACUUGUUAGAUCAUCUCGAUAUCAUUUUGAACGUUCUUCAUUCGUACAAAGAUAUAUGUCCAGAAUUGUUAGAUAGUUCGAUGAAUUUGCAGCCGAAUGUGCUUUUAUCAAGUCUAAAUGAUCUUCAGGAUGAUGAAGAAGAGGAUGAAGGAGUCAAAGCGAAGGUGAACUGUAUGAAGGUGAAAGCAAUACAAUUCCUGCUCGCCCUGGACUCCUCCAUCUUUGCGCCUAGAGAGAAAGCUUUCAAGAAAGCCCUUCCCUUUUUGAUAUCUCUAAUCCAUCAAACAGCAUCAUCAGAAAGCUACGAUGCUACUAAAAUGUUAUUAAAUUCGACAGGCUUGUUUGAAGCUUGUGAGAAUGAGCUGGAUAUCUGGAUUAAUGGUUUCUCGAUGAUAACUGAUCCUGAAGAAAAGAAAGAAUUAAUACACUGGUUCAUGUCCAUUUUAAAAAGUUGCAUUAAACACACUGAUAAAUAUAUAAACAGCAUAACGCAAGCAGAAGAAGCGUUAAAUGACCAGGUGGUUAGUCUUGAUGUAAAAGCAGAAGAUAUAAUUAAUGAGUUAUUUGAAAAGGCUAACUCGAGUCCUUGCGAUAAAGAAGUUGUAGAAUCUUUAAUUAAUGGAAGAUUAAAUUUUGAUGCAAAAAGAGAUGAUAUAAUUAAUUAUAGUCUCGAUAAACUCGUUGAAGAAAACUCGAAAGUCGCCAUUAAAUCUAUUGAUAAGUGCAUGAUGCAGAGAAAUGAGCAAAUAACUAAUUUUGAAGAAGUAAAGAAGAUGGAAAAUGAAAUCAAUCGGCUACUCGAUAAGAUCAAUCCCAAUAGUUUUCUUUCUAAUACUAAUGGCCAUUCUCUCCUUUUAAAUCAGGUUUUUUCUACAUCGACAACUGCAAUUAAUCAACUUGCCACUUUUGAUAGAAAGAAAACCGAUGCUGCGAUCGAUCAUUCCUCCAACAAGUUUAGCAAAGAAAAUCUUAACUUUUGCCAAAUGCAAGCUUAUACGUCGGUGUCACCUCUCUUAUGCUGCGCUUUUGAGAAGAUAAGAGCAGAAAAUUCCACCGUCAUUUUGAAUUAUUUAUCCUAUGUGACUAUUCACACUUUACAUUAUCAGGUCGUUCCAGAUAUAUUGGUUCAUUUGGCGAUAGAUUUGACCGAUUUGCCAAUUUAUAAACACUUAGAAAGUUGGUCGAGCAAGGAGCAACCAGUUCCCUUGGAAAGUAAGCUCCCGUGCUUGAAAUUAUUGCACAAACUGAGCAACAAGUUGUUAACGAAUUCCAAGAUAGACAUAACUAAACUCUUCAAGGUGUCUGGCGAUGAAUACUCGUGCUGCUUUAAAUGUGGCGACGAAGAAAUCACUAUUAAGCACUCUUUAUCUUCGCACGAUGUCAAGGCUUUGCUAGAGAUGACUGUGUUUUAUUUAGCGCAGUUAACUCAGCGGGGAAUCCUGCAACAAAUCCAAAAUGAAACCUGCAUUUGCAUGCAAAUGCUAUUUCUAAAUAUUGCACGAUCUAUGAAUAAAAAAAACAUGAAAAUAUUCGAAGAAAACGUAACACGUAUUUUCACGCAUCCUAUUCUGUUGCAGUAUUUCUCACCAUUUUGUAGAGAAGCGUUGAAAGAUUCGACCAACGAUAUGAUAACUGGAACUAUUCUAGCACUCUGUGAAAUUGUUGUGUCCUUCGAAAAACACGAUGAAGCCCAUGAUAUUUUCCUUGCAUUUAGGAACAAGUUCCUUGAACAAUUGAGAAGCAUCAUUGAAAAAGUUCCUUCAGAAGCCUCUAGUAGUAAUUAUAACAUCGCAUUAUUGAAGGUAUUGCAAUUGAAGGCGGGAGAUAUUACGAGUUUGCUAAUUGCUUUGAUGAAGCUGGAGAAAACUGUAUUUAUUUCAAAUGAUAAACGAGACCUAUCUUUGUUCGGACAUAUCGUCCCAGUAUUGUUGGAUAUGUAUUGCAGCGAGGAAUUAAAAUCACAGCUCGUUCAAUGCAAUACAUUGAACGAACAGUUCGUGGAAAGAUUGAGCCUGCACCUGGUGUAUUUAAAAUCUAAUAAAAUACAAUGUGUGGAGAGGUGGGAGCAAGCUUUAGCAAAGUACUUGUCCACCUUUCCACGUGAUGUUGCUGGUAUCAGGACUGAUACUUUCGCAUUAUUACUAACGAAGGGUAUUACUCUGUCCACGAUUCAACUGAUAGCGAUUUUAAUCAACAAAAAUACCAGAUUAAUUCCGUCGUUGAUGAAAUACCUACUCAAGAUGGAGAAUGUGAAGCAAGGAGAUGUCGUGUUUCCAAUAUUGGCCAGUAACUUGAAAUUUAAAUGGACCGAGAGAUUUCUUCAGAGCCUUUACAAGAGUUACAGCGAUGAUAUCGCUGCCUAUCUAAUCGAGCCACGAAACCCUGUUCCUUGGAUCGAAGAAAACGCAGCUGCGAUCGCUUAUCUCAUAGAGAACACCUUCGAUCAUCCCUUAUGCGAGAAAACUUGCGACAGUAUUUCCCAGAACGGCGAUAAACUGGACAUGGUGUCCGUUUAUUUUGUGCAGUUGUUGGAAAGUCUGUACAAGAGAUAUGCAAGUCUGAUAACAGUCAAAGAAAAGCCUCUAACUGAUCUAAUAUUGAUAUUAUUGCAUGUAUUGACUUCAACACUGAAGAAGGAGUCGAAGAACAUGGAAAAGAUCAAAGUGUUAUGCGAGAAGCUUGAUAGUUCAGUGAUUUCCUUAAAGAAGAAUAAACACUUUAUCUUCAGUUCAUUAAGCAAGAGUUACUCGUGGCCGCAAUUCACCAGAUUCUCUUUGAAAUUAGGUCUGAAGGACGCUAAAGAUGAUGAGAUCCAAUCGAACAUAUUGAAGAAUCUGAGCAAUUUGUGCGAUAUUGCGUAUGAAGAUAACAAGAACGACGAAUAUGCCAAGACGUUAUUCGAAAUGACGACGUCUCACUCAGAGUUUGUUAACAUCAUGCUCGGCUCGUCCAUCGUUAAAGAUGAUCUGGUCGAAUUACUCAGGAUCCUAAUUCGAAAGAAUCAAUCAGUAAUAAGCGUCUCGCACGUGUCUCUUUAUCUCGCGGCUUACAACGCCACUCUCAGCAAGGCUGAUCAGCGCAUUUUGAAGGUUUUACGCUAUUAUGAGGCUCAUGGCGUUAAACUUCAGCAAUACUGGCCAUACUUGUGGGGAAGUGCUGCGGCAACGCGUUACAGUGUAAAGGGAGAGACGGAUACUGUCCUCUGGAGACAACCUUCCGCUUCCGAGAUUUUUAACUUGUUCGAUAAGGACGUCAUCAGUGAGACUAUAAGAAAUUAUCCCAUAUAUAGAACGUUGGAAGCUGAUGAAUUACAACAAUACGACAACAAUAAAGUAUACGAUCCAGCAUUUUAUCUGCCGUUGCUGUGUUCUUUAUUGGCGGAAAACAAUGUUAUUGCGUGUUACAAAAUAAAUCAAAGUGACACGUUAGCCUUGGUAUUCGUUGCGUGCUGCAGCGAUUCGAGCAGCAUUCGACUGGCAGCAUACACCAUCAUCUCUAGAUAUUAUUUCCACUUGGAAGUAUCUAAGCCGAAGGAGAAAUUACUGUGGAUACGUCUGAUCGAUGCUUUACGAAAUGGCAUUUUGUUGCUGAAAUGUCCAUUAAAGGACGUUCGUCUGAGUUGUCUGGUAACCACUUUCCUCGCCAGGGCUUCGUUGAUUGUCAGUCAACCCCUGCACCCGCUCUACUCGUCAUUGCAUUCCUUUUUAAUGGCCAAACCUGCGUUGGAUCUAAAUACUAUACCAGAACUGUUGCAGUUAUUGCAUAGUUCACAUAUAGAACACAAUGCUCAUCGAAACUGGAUUCUGGAGAAUAUUCGGGACGGCAUGAGAAGGGAGGACGAUGUAGAUAUGGCUCUGAAAUGCGUGUUAUUUAGGAUGCUUCUAGAUUUUCACACUUGCAUACUAUCAGACACCAAGACUAAGAGACUAAUCUUGGAAGUGAUCGCCUCUACUACCAAAAUUCCUAAGGCAUCCUUGCUCCUCGUACGAGGAUACGGUAUACUUCCUUGGCUGCACGAAAUUACUUACCGCAACGAGGACGUUUGUGAGAGGAAAAUUGGAAUUAUUAUUAAUAUAAUUGAAAAUCUAUUGAAUAGCUUAGACAAUUCAACAGAGGACGUUAUUCAUUAUAAAUUCCUAUUGUUUAGGAUCCUUUUGCGAUUAAAAGCAUGUUUAAAAUAAAUAUAAAAUUCGCAUCAUUUAGUUGCAUUUUCUUGCAGUCUUCGUGAUUGAAACAG
Camponotus floridanus (Florida carpenter ant) is the source of this 5922-nucleotide messenger RNA. RefSeq names its product nucleolar pre-ribosomal-associated protein 1. Bases 41 to 5866 code for a protein of 1941 amino acids. The record is from RefSeq and is a predicted model, not a curated record. Lineage: Eukaryota; Metazoa; Arthropoda; Insecta; Hymenoptera; Formicidae. Gene Ontology annotation, cellular component: nucleolus. The transcript has 9 exons. Gene Ontology annotation, biological process: maturation of 5.8S rRNA from tricistronic rRNA transcript (SSU-rRNA, 5.8S rRNA, LSU-rRNA); maturation of LSU-rRNA from tricistronic rRNA transcript (SSU-rRNA, 5.8S rRNA, LSU-rRNA).